Messenger RNA from Salvelinus fontinalis (brook trout), 1096 nucleotides. RefSeq names its product NSL1 component of MIS12 kinetochore complex (gene nsl1). Gene Ontology annotation, biological process: mitotic sister chromatid segregation. Bases 137 to 940 code for a protein of 267 amino acids. The transcript is spliced from 7 exons. The record is from RefSeq and is a predicted model, not a curated record. NCBI's taxonomy places the organism in Eukaryota, Metazoa, Chordata, Actinopteri, Salmoniformes, Salmonidae. Gene Ontology annotation, cellular component: kinetochore; MIS12/MIND type complex.
GUUCAAAGUGAAUUAUGUGAGUUGGAACGUUUUUUUUACACCGUUUCGUUUCCCUACGCGCCUUUAUUCCUAGAACCACACAUUUAAUUUCCGGUUCCGGUCAUUGCAGAAACAUUUCAAACAUUUGGCGCAAAAGAUGGAGAUCUGCUUGAAUAAAGAGGAAGAAUAUAGGGUGAAGUUUACGUCGAAAAAAAAUGUGGUCGAACAAAUUAAGAAAUACAAAGAACUACUGAAGAAGGUUUUGAAUGGCCAACCUCAACUAUCCGAGGAAGCCAAGCAACUGUUACAGGAAGAGUUGCUGGCGAACUUCGAGACUGCUGUUCAAGAAAACGUGUUGAUCAAUAAUCAGACAUGGGAGGAGGCUCCUGAUGAAGAGGCUCAAGGCACAAUAGGACAUCAAUGUAAAGAUUAUUCAGUGAGGGAGGAGGAACUUGGUGUCAUCGAAGAUGAAUGCAGUGCACUUGAUGACCUGCUGGAUGAGAACAUUGUGGAAACGUCUCGGAAACGACGUAAAGGCCCUAAAGAGAUCCUCCCCUAUGUCGUACGGUCACUAAAGGCGGAGCGUAAACUCAUGGGAAUGUAUGAAGAAGUAGUGAAGCCACAAGAAAUGGGAAAGGACCCAGUACAAGAAAACAUCAUGACCACCUUAUUGGAUGCUGCACCUCGUUUGUUUAAGCAAGCCAGCGCAGUAAUGAAGUCUCUCCAGGUAGUGCAGCAGAGGGCCGAGGGCCUGGGACAGGUGCUGAAAAUGUGUCCCACAGCUGAGUCCCUGGAGGUGUUCGGGGAGGUGUUGGGCAGCAGGCCCAAUGGAGAGGAAAAGACAGCUAGUAGGACCAGACCACCCAUCAAGAGAGCCAUGGAGAAAACAGAGCUCAGAAACAACUAUGCUCCUGGUCUAAAGAGGCCAGCCAUUUGUAACAGCAAUGACAAACCAGAGUGAAAUACAUGCCACAAAUGCUUCCUGAUCAUGGAACAUGUACUCUUAUUUGUGAUUGAUACAAUACUGCCCUCACAUGAUGGAUAAUGGGAAAUGCACCCAAUAGUAGUGUACAUUGUUUUUAUACUGUAUAUUUAAAUGUCUUUAGAAGGAAACAUA